AUGGAUGGUCACACAAUGUGACAGUAGCGAUGGCUGGGCACGGGACGCAGCCGCUGCGCUUUGCGGGACCCCAUCUCCAGGUUCCACACGCGCCCUUAGACUAGCAUCGCUUUGCUCACCCUCGCGCUGUCUCUCUCUCUCUCUCUCUCUCUCUUGUUCGCUCUCUUUCUCUCGCGCACGCCUGGCCUCGAACCCCGCGGGAGAAAAGAAGAGAACGCAGAUCGCGACGCUUCCGGGAAAACGUUUUUGGCCGGCCGCUUUCAAAGGAGAUUGGUAUUGUAUUUCUUUUGAACCACUAGUUGAUGGAUUUAUCACUGACAAUACAACAACAUUUUAGCUAGAAAUCGUGUGAAGCAUGGGUGACUGGAGCUUUCUGGGGCGGCUGCUGGAGAACGCUCAAGAACACUCCACCGUGAUUGGCAAGGUGUGGCUGACAGUCCUCUUCAUCUUUCGUAUCCUGGUCCUGGGGGCGGCUGCGGAGGAAGUGUGGGGAGACGAGCAGUCAGACUUCACCUGCAACACGCAGCAGCCCGGUUGCGAGAACGUGUGCUACGACGAAGCCUUCCCCAUCUCGCACAUCCGCUUCUGGGUGCUGCAGAUUAUCUUCGUGUCCACGCCCACCUUGAUCUACCUGGGACACGUGCUGCACAUUGUCCGCAUGGAGGAGAAACACCGGGAGAAGGAGGAGGAGCAGCGGAAGGCCAGCCGGCACCAGGAGGAGAGAGACCCUCUGUACAGGAACGGAGGAGGAGGAGGCAAAAAGGAGAAGCCCCCCAUCAGAGACGAGCACGGUAAAAUCCGCAUCCGGGGGGCUCUCCUGCGCACGUACGUGUUCAACAUCAUCUUCAAGACGCUGUUCGAAGUGGGCUUCAUCCUGGGUCAGUACUUCCUGUAUGGCUUCCAGCUCAGCCCCCUGUAUAAGUGUGGUCGCUGGCCCUGCCCCAACACGGUUGACUGCUUCAUCUCACGCCCCACAGAGAAGACCAUCUUCAUCAUCUUCAUGCUGGUGGUAGCCUGCGUCUCCCUGCUACUCAACCUGCUGGAGAUAUACCACCUGGGAUGGAAGAAGGUAAAGCAGGGGGUCAGCAACGAGUUUGCGCCCGACAGAAUGGCGCUCCCCCUGGCCAGAGACGAGGCGGUGGAUUCCAACAUGAUCCAGGAGGGGAUCGCCCACCCGGCCCUCAACUGCCUGCCCACGUACGGUGGCGUGAACGUGGUGUACCUGCCCAACGAGCAGGCAAACGCCACGGACGCUUUAUCCGAGCAGCAGGCAGCGGCGGCGGAACUCAAAAUGGACCCUUUCCAUGAAGACUUCCUACUGGAGGCUCCUCCUACAUCCUUCUACAACAGUGAGGGCAGUGGCCAGCAGCAGUCCAUGGAGCAGAACUGGGCCAACAUGGCCAUGGAACUGCAGACCCUGGAUGCUGCCAAGUCCUCCUCCUACCCUCCUCUUCCCUCCUCCUUUUCUCCGCCACCCUCCUCCUCCUCCCCCACCUCCUCUGACCAGGAGCAGUCACCCCCUCCACCGGACACUGCCCCUCCUAUCCCCGACUCCCGCUCCUCCACCCUCCCGCUGGGGGAAUCGAGAAGGAGUGAGGAGCACCAGCAGCAGGAAGAAGAGGAAAUGGAGGUGGCGCUGCCACUGACGCACGUUGAUGAUGUCCCGGUGACCCGGGUGGAGAUGCACGAGCCACCCAUUUUCUUUGCGGCGGACGCCCGCAGGCUGAGCAGGGCCAGCAAGACCAGCAGUGUCCGAGCCCGGCCCGACGACCUUGCCGUGUAACACAUACACACACACACACACACACUCUCACACACCUUCACACAAUCACAUACCAACACAUGCAGACCCCUAUCCACCACCGCACCCCAACGCCUCUGGGUUCUAUACAUUAUAUAUCUUUGAGGCUCAGGUGUCAAAUGUUGUGUGAAAUACAGAGGCGAUGUGGGAGGGGGGGGGGGGGGCUCUGGAGUUGAGAUGCUCCUGACAUUACUCUCUACAGAAGUUGCGUUAUCUGGAGAUGCAUUCGGUGAGGUGAGGCAUAGCUUAGUGCUUCAACGUUAUGAGGUGCCAACACGUGUGUGGAGAGGGAACACACACAUUCACUGUUUGCAGCUCAGAUGCCAUGAAAGGAUUAGAGAUAUUGGACUAACUCGUUUGGGACAUUAGCAACAUUUCGGAUGAAUAUAAUUCUGCUGUUUUCUUUAUUCUUUGAUGGUAGACAUCAGAAGAGGGUUUGCGCUUUCGUUUAUUUUUUUCUCUCCCCCCUUUCUCUUUCUUUUCUUGUGAUGGACCCUUUAAGAUGAAGUCGAUAUGUCCUAUUGUCUCUUCCUAGUGUCCUGGUGUCUGUCUGUCUGCCUCGUAACUAGCCGUCUGUCUGUUCCAUGCUCACCCUUCCUAUUAAGCUGAAUGAAGAGAGGGACGCUCUGACAGUAUGGUGGAGUGGAGAGAGACGGGGAUAGGGUACCUGGGUGGCACUUUAUUCAAAAUGACUUGCUAUUUACUUACAAAUGACAUGUUAAUCACACAAUAAUACCUUGUGAAUUACUUGUAAAACAAGCACGACUAGGCACAUUUUGGUACCAGGUCGUUAACAAUGAAGUACCCUCUGAUAAUAUGUAAUGUACCAGUAAAUACCAGGUUAAUACCAGUGCAUAAGGUAACGUCCUACCGGUUACUGUCGUGUGUAGCCAUACUAGUGUGAAGCUUCAACCUAUGUUACCACCUCGAUCCCAACCUGAGGUUGGUCUUUAGGCUUCAUAGGCUUUGUGUGUGUGUGUUUCUGUCUGUGUGUGUGUGUGUUUCUGUACGUUUCUGUGUGUGUGUGUGUGUGUGUGUGUGUGUGUGUGUGUGUGUGUGUGUGUGUGUGUGUGUGUGUGUGUGUGUGUGUGUGUGUGUGUGUGUGUGUGUGUGUGUGUGUGUGUGUGUGUGUGUGUGUGUGUGUGUGUGUGUGUGUGUGUGUGUUUGUGUGUGUGUGCGCGCAAUAGAUAUAUUAUAGAGUCUUGUUUCAAUGUCUACAACAACAUUUAGGCAGUUACAUCCGGGUAAAUAAUAUAUAUAUGUAAGUAUAUUACAUAGUACAUACAGGGUAUAUUAUACAUAUAGAAUUAUGACUUCUAAAGAACCCAUACUGAUGCUUGUGUUUGCAGUGUGUUAAAGACGUGUGUGUCCUCAUCGUAAAGAAAUUCAGCAGAUUUAAGACUGUAGGCCCCCACUGGUAGUCAGUAUGGGAAGUUUCAGUAUAGUGCUUAGAGAGAGUAGGCAAUAGAAUUGCUAGAAGAUAGAUAGAUAAGGAGUAUUAUUUAAGGCAAUGACAUUUCAUUCUUUGUUACUGAGUCAUAAUAGCAAAAUCAAUAGGAAUGUGCAUUUGCGCAUCAUUUUCCUAAACUCCUGCCAGUUUUUUAAAUCAGAAAAUGGCUCUUAACAUGCAGUUGUAUUUCUUUUAAGCUUCCUGUUUUUUCUCUCUCCAAAUUAAUUAAUUUUAUUGUCAUCUAACAUUCAGGAAAAAAUCAUAGCUAUUGAACAAUGUUUUAGACAAAUCUCUUUUGCAUUUUGUACCUCUUUAUGUUUUGAACAACAGUAUAUUCUGUUACUGUGAAACUACAACUCACUACAACUGACUCCCUCAAGGACUUGACCUUUGACCUUGUUAUGAUGAAAUCAUAUGUUAUCAUUCAACCACCACCUGGGGUUAUUACCAUAAAGCAACAAGAAACAGGGGGCACUUCAAUUUUGCUAUUUAAAGUAAGAACAGAAAGUUGUGAUUCUUACAGUACAUUUCAACAAUGUAGAUAGGCUGUUUGUUCCCAUUUCUCUCUCUAUCUCCCCCUCCCUUACCCUCACACUCGUCCUUCCUUCCUUCCUUCCUUCCUUCCUUCCUUCCUUCCUUCCUUCCUUCCUUCCUUCCUUCCUUUCUUUUCUCUCUCUCUCUCUCUCUCUACACACACACACACAGACACACACACACACACACAAACUCUACAUUGGGGUAUAUCUUGGGAUAGAGGGUUUAGACCGAGACUGUGAAUGGGCUGUUGCUGUGCUCUGCUGUAUGAUGUGUUAAAAUGCUUAGAGAAUCGGGUCUGCUGUUAGUUGCGUUGCCACACACACAGAAUCCAAGUGCCUCACAAAUCGUUUACAUACCAUGCACAUACAGUAUGUUAAAAAAAGCCACCAGGUGAUGGGAUCGAGCUGUGACAUUGUAAUCCAAAAAAAAACACUGUCCACCAAAGAGAGAAAAUCUAAAAUGGCCACCAAUAGAACUCUGUUAAGAGUUGUUGAAAACAGGUUACGUUACUGUUAACUCAUAAUUUCUGUUUAUAACCUUGUCAUUUCGGUUGUUUAAAGUUGACACUUUAGCAUGUAGAUAAUGAUCUGGACAGUUAAGACAGAAUGGUGUUCUAAGAUCAAAUAACAAAGGACAUCUCAAAAAGAGGAUGUCUCAAUAUUUUAGAAAGUAUUUAUUUUUAUGAGAGAAUUACCAGAUUACCAAUUACAAAAAAAUAGAUUUAAAAAAAAAUAUUGCUACUUUGUUGAUUGUUUUGUCCAAAAAAUACAGGAGAGGUGUUUGGCUAGGUUAAAGUUAUACUCCAUUGUUGUGUCAGCCCCCCCCCCCACCACAUCGGAAAACUGACAUUUUGUUGGACUUUUGGAAUCUCUGGCGUGGAGUGAGAUUUCAUUGGCCAGUGAGGCAGGGAAGGAGAUUUAGACAUGCUCAGACCAGAUACCCCAUUGUGAAAUCACUGUCUAUGAAGAGAAGUGCCUUACGUCUGAACUUUUGUAAGAACAUGUUGAUGUAAAUGUUCAUUUACCUCAAAUGUUUACAAAACUGUUACUGAAUAAACUUUUUGUACCAUA
Molecule: messenger RNA, 4858 nt
Organism: Oncorhynchus gorbuscha (pink salmon)
Lineage: Eukaryota; Metazoa; Chordata; Actinopteri; Salmoniformes; Salmonidae
Product: gap junction alpha-3 protein-like
Exons: 4
Coding region: 356-1783 (475 amino acids)
Biological process (GO): cell communication
Cellular component (GO): connexin complex
Source: RefSeq, a predicted model, not a curated record